Molecule: messenger RNA, 6848 nt
Organism: Hippocampus comes (tiger tail seahorse)
Lineage: Eukaryota; Metazoa; Chordata; Actinopteri; Syngnathiformes; Syngnathidae
Gene: rps6ka5
Product: ribosomal protein S6 kinase, polypeptide 5
Exons: 17
Coding region: 406-2832 (808 amino acids)
Biological process (GO): protein phosphorylation; intracellular signal transduction
Molecular function (GO): magnesium ion binding; protein serine/threonine kinase activity; ATP binding
Source: RefSeq, a predicted model, not a curated record
UAUUUCAAGGAACUUCAGCACCGGAGCUCGUACAGUUCUGACGGAGGCGGGACUUGCCUGGCGUCAGUUUUCAAAAAGCCAAUCAGAGAACGGGAUUUUACGUAGCAACACCAAUGAGCACCAAGGGGCUGCCUGGUUGCGAAGGUAGAGGCAAAGUAGUGUUUCCACUGACUGACUGUCUAGCUGUGCUGGCUUCAUGUUGGCAACCCGAGUGGCAACAUUCUGGCCGCAUAUCCCUCAACAUACGGGCACGUAAAAAUGUCGGUGCCGUGUGUGAUAAAACCUUUAAGUUCGUACCAAGGAUUAUUUUUUUAAUUUAUUAUUUGUUUUCCUUUUCGGUCAAUCGAACCUCGGAGCCUCGCCGGGAAUCGCCGAUCUGAACUGGAGCCCAAAGAAAUCAUCACAAUGCCAUCGCCGAUGGAGGGACCGUCCAGGGAGUGUGACCUCUUUACGGUGAAACAUGAGCUGAGGAACGCCAACCUAACGGGUCACGUGGAACGGGUGGGAAUAGAAAACUUUGAGCUGCUAAAGGUGCUCGGCACUGGAGCAUACGGCAAGGUGUUCCUGGUGAGGAAGGUGAGCGGCCACGACGCGGGCAAGCUGUACGCCAUGAAAGUCCUGAAGAAGGCCACCAUCGUGCAGAAGGCCAAGACGGCGGAGCACACGCGCAGCGAGCGUCAGGUGCUGGAGCACAUCCGCCAGUCGCCCUACCUCGUCACGCUCCACUACGCCUUCCAGACCGACACCAAGCUGCACCUCAUUCUCGAUUACGUCAAUGGCGGCGAGCUCUUCACGCACCUGGUGCAGCGGGUGCGCUUCAAGGAGCAGGAAGUGGCGCUGUACAGCGGCGAGAUCGUGCUGGCGCUGGAGCAUCUCCACAAGCUCGGGAUCGUGUACCGCGACUUGAAGCUGGAAAACAUUUUGCUGGAUUCAAACGGUCACAUUGUCCUCACAGACUUCGGACUCAGUAAAGAAUUUGACCAGGUGGAUCGAGCCUUUUCUGUGUGCGGCACUAUCGAGUACAUGGCUCCCGAGAUUGUGGAAGGAGGCGAGUCCGGACAUGACAAGGCGGUGGACUGGUGGAGUCUGGGCGUUUUAAUGUACGAACUUCUGACCGGCGGCUCUCCCUUCACCGUCGACGGUGACGAGAACUCGCACACAGACAUCGCCAGGAGGAUUCUAAAAAAAGAUCCUCCUUUCCCCAAAGACAUGGCGCCACUGGCCAAAGACAUCAUCCAGCGGCUGCUCACCAAAGAUCCCGAGAAGAGGCUCGGCUCAGGUCCAAACGGGGUGGAGACUGUCAAGAAGCAUCCAUUUUACCAGAAGAUCAACUGGGAGGACCUGUCGGCCAAAAAGGUGCCCGCCCCAUUCAAACCGGUCAUCCGGGACGAGUUGGACGUCAGCAACUUUGCGGAGGAGUUCACGGAGAUGGACCCCACCUACUCGCCCGCCGCUCUGCCGCAGAACUGUGACCGCAUCUUCCAGGGCUACUCUUUCAUGUCCCCCUCCAUCCUGUUCAAGAGGAAUGUGGUGAUGGACGACCCCGUCCAGCUGUGCGGUGGCUCCGAGCGGCCCGGGUCGGUCGCAGUGGCCCGCAGCGCUAUGAUGAAGGACUCGCCUUUCUAUAUGAGCUACGAGAUGGACCUAAAGGACAGCGCUUUGGGCGAGGGGAGCUUCUCCAUCUGCAGGCGCUGCACGCACAAGAAAACUGGGCAGAAAUACGCCGUCAAGAUCGUCAGCAAGCGGAUGGAGGCACAGACUCAGCGGGAAAUCGCCGCUCUGAAGCUCUGUGACGGCCACCCAAACAUUGUCAAGAUGCACGAAAUAUACCACGACCAGAUCCACACCUAUCUGGUCCUGGAGCUGCUCGGCGGAGGGGAGCUGCUGGAGCGCAUCCGCCGCAAGCGGCACUUCAGCGAGACGGAGGCCAGUGGCAUCAUGCGAAAGCUGGUGUCGGCGGUCAGCCACAUGCACGACGUCGGCGUGGUGCACCGGGAUCUGAAACCAGAGAACCUGCUCUUCACUGACGAGAGCGAGAGCUCCGAGAUCAAAAUCAUCGACUUUGGCUUCGCUCGCCUCAAGCCGCCGGACAAUCAGCUCCUGAAGACGCCCUGCUUCACCUUGCAGUACGCCGCGCCCGAGAUCCUCAAGUAUGACGGCUACGACGAGUCGUGCGAUCUGUGGAGCCUGGGCGUCAUUCUGUACACCAUGCUGUCCGGCCAGGUGCCUUUCCAAUGUCAGGAGCAGAGCCUGACCCACACCAGCGCCGAGGAGAUCAUGAAGAAAAUCAAACAGGGGGACUUCUCCUUUGAAGGCGAAGCCUGGAGGAAUGUGUCGCAGCAGGCCAAAGAUCUCAUCCAAGAGCUGCUGACCGUGGACCCGAGCAAGCGGAUCAAGAUGUGCGGCCUGCGCUACAACGCUUGGCUCCAGGACGGCAGCCAGCUGUCUUCCAACCCGCUCAUGACGCCGGACAUCCUGGGCUCAUCCACCGCGUCGGUCCACACUUACGUCAAAGCUACCUUUAACGCUUUCAACAAAUGCAAGCGGGAAGGCUUCCGCCUGCAAACGGUGGACAAGGCGCCGCUGGCUAAGCGGCGGAAGAUGAAGAAAACCAGCACCAGCACCGAGACGCGCAGCAGCUCCGGCGAGAGCACCCACUCCUCGUCGUCCUCGUCGCAGUCCCAGGAGAAGAACUUUGCCGAGGGCAGCCACCGGCCCGCCGAGGGCACGCCGGGCACCACGCCCGUCAGCACGCCCACCGCAACGGACUCGGGGCAGCAGCAGCAGCAGCAGCCGGCGCCUCCCGCCUUUAACUUUUCCGAUGGGAAGUGACCACUCUCUUUUCUCCUUUUUUUAUUUUUUAUUUUUAUUGCAUGACAAGCAUGCAACAAGGAGCGGCAACCUCAAUAUCAAGCAAACCUCCUCUAGCAAUAGCUCGUCCCGCUCUCGAUCCCGGGCCUACACACAUACCCACGUAGACACGAAACACACACACAUAAACAUAAAUUCAAAGACACACACACACACACACACGUACACAAACACUGCAACGCAUUCAAACACUCACACUGUGUCAAUCAAGGACAGGACCAGGAAGGAGUUGUCACAGGGCAAAAGAAAAACAAUGCAAGGGCUGCCCUCCUGUCCCGACAUUUCCAGCUUGUAAGUCCCUCCAUCCCCCAUCUUGCGUGAUGGUCCCCGAAAGGUCCAAAGGGGGAAAAAAAAAAAAAAAGCCUGAGCCACAAGGGAGGAAAUACGAAUGCUCGGUUGCAUCGUGGGUCCACUUCUGCCGUCUUCGGCGAGCCAUGUGGAGCCACGGGUAUUUAUACGCCAUUUGUACGACAGAUUAUUAUUUAUGAUGAGAUGUAUUGUUAACUUAUUUACGACCCGGAGGCGAGAACGUGUGAAGAUGGUGAAUCUUUUAAACGAAAGCUAUUUUGUGCACCGUACGUGCAUCUAAGCUCGAAAUGACUGUUUUCCAAGAAGUAGUUUGUGGUUGAUGGUGGAUCCCUUUUUUUUUUGUGCAGAGAGAGAGCAUUAUUGCUAAGUGGCUAUUCAGAGUUAGGUUAGCGUCACUAACUUGAGUGUCUAAGGAGUGUAGCCCGAUUCCAAACGCUGCACUUAAAAUCAACCAAAUGCAACACUAUUUGUCCAUUCACUCCAAAAAUACGAAGCCCCAGACAAGACAUGACGACGUGCUAUUUGUGGCCUGGAAGUUGGUAUUUUAUUGCACAGCGAAUACAAAUUUGUGACCAAAGUUGAAAACGAAAAUGAAAAAUAUUCUUCUUCUCUCGAGAAGGUGAGCAAGAGCUGUGCUGCCCAACCAUUUUUUUUUUUGUCUUGUGUACCCCUGAAGCUUUAAUCGGCCAAACAUAAAAAAAAAAAAAAAAAAAAAAAUCAAAUCAUGUCAAAAAGCUGAAGUGCUAGAUCUUAAGUAAAGAUAUUUAAAAAAAAAAAUCAAAAGUAUAUUUCGGGACGCAUCAAGCCAUCUCUGAUUCAAAUUUGCUGUGGACCAAUGUGACCAUUUCGUGACUACAAUUGGGGGGAAAAAAAAAAUCCCUGUCAUGUCUGGGGCUCCGUAGGAAGGCGUCGAUAUGCCACACGACUUCAAAGCAGCGGCCGUGCGCUAAAGUCCCAAAGCAGACGGCUCAAACGCUCCCUCAACUUCCAUUUAUGCUCAUUUAUAAAAUAAAUGGGGCUAAAAAUAGCAAACUGCUAUUGUGGCGGGGUUUUUUUUUGUUUGUUUUGUUUUUGUCAGAAAUUCAAAGCGUCUGCGCCGAUUCUACUCGAAAUGUAGCAUAUCAAGUGAGCAUGAGCGCGGUAUCUCCAGGAGGCAUCAACAGAAAAAUGCAAAUGUGAAUUUCAAUGCGUGACAUGCACGCUUAUCAGAACUAGUUUACGCCAGUUUGAUGUGAAAAUAGGUAGCACCCGGACGUUUUCUGCCAAAUGCCGCAACCUUUAGCUAGUUAGCUUAGCAUAACGACUGACUGUAGAGGGCACAUCCCCCUUCCUUCAGAGUUGUUUUUUUGUAUAUAUUUUUUUUUUGUGGUCCGAAAAUGUUUUGGGGUUUGUCCGUUUCUUACCUGUUUGGAUAUGGUGGUGAGAAUAUGCUACGCUAACCAUCGAAUACACGCUAAACCGAAGACAUGAAUGUUUGGGGGAUGUCACUCGACCCACAAAUGAGUAUCGUGUGCGUACAGCGCAGACGGAACUGCGACCAGAUUGUGACUCACCGAGCAGGUCCCAUUCUCGCUGAGGCAGUUUUCGCCGUUUCCACCAGGCACGUCAUCAUCUGAAUGCGUGAAGCCACAGCGGCUAUUCGGCGAGCUCCGUCCAAACGGCUCUUACCGUAACGUUGAUUUGUUUGCCACUGUCCCUCGGUUUGCGUCGAAGCCGACCAACUGCUGCUGUCGAUGAUCCGAAUGCGCAAAGCUGCAGCGGCCAGAAAGGCAGCAUGAAAGGGGCUGUUCGAACCGCGCCUGCUGCCACGACGACUCCUUCGUUUGCGCGUCAAGUCAAGAGUUGUAGAAUUUCGAAAGCUAUGCAUGCCAACCCCCGCCCCGCCCCGCCCCGGCCCUCGCGUCCGUCUUCUGUCCGCUUGCGUUCCGUGGAGUUUCGUUUGUUGGUGGGAGUCGCUUCUCCCAAGUCUUUCGUUCGGAUGCAUUCAGCCGGAAAACCAAAGCGCGAUACCACCGCUGAUAAUAACCUCGAGGUUCAGUAGCCGCUCCGUCCUCUCUCCUUUCUCUCUCUCUCUCAUGUGAUUUAUGCAAAACCGGUGUUUGUUUUGUCCCACUGCGCCCAUCAUUUCCCGUUUUGCUUUGAACUAUGCAGCCCCCAUUUUGUGACCAGUUUUAAAUAUUUUGGAGGGUCCUCGCCGUCUUUGCAGCGCGACAGAAGCCACUUACACCGCGUCCUUCGUCCACAAUGGGAAUGCAAAAAGUGCGAUCCGUGGAAUCCGCAGACCUACAAAGCUCUCCUUGAACUCACUGCCCCCCCCCACCCUCCACCGCACCCCCAGCCCCCUGGAGCCAGGCGCUAUUAGCUGAUGUGCACCACUUGUGUUGGUGCCAAAGAAAACACAAGCCUCCUUCCAUCUUCACGUCCAUCCAACGACGCGUCUCCGCAAAGAGGUGGUCCACAAACUCGUUGACCAUGAUCCAUCCAUUAUCCGUGCCGCUUGCCCUCACGAGGGUCGCGGGCGCUCCGAUUAAUCAUUACUGAUGUUCAUUGAUGUGGAAACACAGCUCACGUUCAUUAUUGCUCUAAAUCAUGAGGAAACAGAUCAUUAACAAUAUGCAACACUUUAUUUCUCUCAGUCUCUGCCGGUGUUCACGUUUUCAAAUAAUCACUUCUGCAACAUUCCGAGGAAAUCACAGUGUCCCAUUUCCUGGUGAGGUAUUCAUGAGGGGGGACCAUUUGUUGUGCUCGGUGGCUGAUCUCAAUAGUGAAGACCCCAAAUACACCCCAAACUAUGGUCCAUUUUACCAGUUACAGCUGUCGAAAUUAUUCCUUUUCUCUUGUUAUCAUCACAAUGACUUUAAGAGGUUCCACUGUACUUUAUUGCCCCUGGAAAUUGACGUAUUUCAAUAUCAAGACAAACAAAACUGAAAAAGUCAUUUUGCAAGAAUCUCCAAAUGGAAAAAAAAAGACACUACUUUUUGUACAAAAGCUGAACCAGUAAAUUCCUUCCGGAAGAGACUCGUGGUUGCUCCGUUUUCCUUUUUGGUUUUCCCCCUCCUCUGUGUAAAGAAAAUGUACUGUAGCAGUCAAUCCCUUUGAGAUGCGACACUUUGCACUCUGAUGAUUUUUUUUUUCUUUUUAAUCGACUAUCUGUCACGUUCGACUUCAUUUGCAUCAAAAAGAAUCUCCACUAAGGGUUUUUGCUUUUUUUCUUUGUCGAACUUGUGGUCCACUGUGAAUCUUUUGAGGCCUUUAGCCUAGUGGGAAGUAAAUCAUAUGUCCUUUUCUUCUCAAGAACGCAAUCGUACGUUUGUUUGCUCAUUUAGUCAAUUUGUUUUUUUGUUGUUGUGUUUGUUGUUGUUGUUGUACAGAACCUGCUUUUAAAAAAACAAAACAAAAAAAAACAGGUAUCGCGGCAUGUUGUUCUAGCAAACAGCCGCCAGAUGGCAGCAAAGCACACGUGGAAAGAUCUCAAGAGUAUUUGUUUAAAAAAAAAAAAGAAAAGAAAGAAAGUGACUAAACUACUGUAAUAAUUGUUGACUGAUCAGUUCGUUGUCUGCGGUUGUUUUCUUCCAUUGUUUGAUGUGAAAAUAUAUUUAUAUUUAUUUUAGACCUUUAAGGUCUCGGGAACUAUUUGUCACGUCACAAUAAAAUGUUCCUUUGUGUUU